CGGGAGCUGAGGAUUUCCGGCUACUCAGGUUGUGGCGCGGCGACUGCUGCAAGAUGGAGGUAGGCUCGGCGGCCGAAGAUGGUCGGGAUGGUCCCCGGGAGCGGCAAGGCUUGGGUGAAGCCGAGAGGCCGCAGCAAAACCACGAAGUGCGGCCUCAGUCUGGGGCAGACCGGGUACCAAAACAUUCCUACUGGUUGGAUCUCUGGCUCUUCAUCCUCUUAGACGUGGUGUUGUUUUUCUUCGUGUAUUUUUUGCCCUGAAUGGUUUGCCUGAUACCUAAAUUAAGAAUUUUGGCUCCUGGAGUGGAUCCUGAAAAUGACUACAAACUUCUUGAACAAAGAAGACAGGAUUGUGCACCAGAAGAAUUUCAAACUCUAAGGGACCUUCAUUUCAUUUUACACAUUCUGUUAUUCUUUGGGGGGACUAUAUUAAAUGCGUAAUGA
Molecule: messenger RNA, 443 nt
Organism: Balaenoptera acutorostrata (minke whale)
Lineage: Eukaryota; Metazoa; Chordata; Mammalia; Artiodactyla; Balaenopteridae
Gene: ARLN
Product: chromosome 9 C4orf3 homolog
Exons: 1
Coding region: 54-260 (68 amino acids)
Source: RefSeq, a predicted model, not a curated record